GUCACCGUCUUCCGAAGUUGAAUCUCGUUAAAUUUUAAGUAAUUUUCGGAGUGAAUUUCGGAGCAAGUCUCAGAGAUUUCAGAGUAAUGAAUCUCAGAGUCGGUGAAUAUCGGAACAUUAUGGUUAAUUACCGCGUUUUUAACAGUUCUUUUUUUGUAAUACCAUAAUUUUUCGGAGUAAUUCGGUAUAUUUAACCACCAACCCCAGUAUGGCGAAGUUUAUUCCAUGGACGACAAGGACACUCAAAACAGAACUGCCAGCUACCAUUAAUCAGAAGCUCCUUGUCCAUCAAUUGGUAUCCAAUUGUGCCUGUAGAUGAUAAAAUUAAUCUCCUAAGUUACUCUGUCAUAGAGUGUGAUAAGGUCACGGAGAUAAAAGUCGUAUGAAGAUAAGAUUCCAUUUGGCUAGUAAAUGAAAAAAAUGACAAAAGCAUCAUCUAUCUUUUUCCAGUGCUCUGUGAAAACAGUUCAGAAUGUCUCGGAAAUAUUUUAUUAUGCACAUAAGAUAGUUCUGCAUCCAACUACAUCUUUAUAUAAUCUUAUACAGAAGCUUACAGAAGAAUGUAAAACUAUCCUACAGCUAAUUUUUAAAGCAGGAGACAAACCGAAAAAAAAAACAAAGAAACUCAUCCGUUCUUAUAGAAAGCUCUUUUAUGGAUAUGCAGAUAAUAAAAGAAAUCAAUUCAUAAAGCAAGAGCUAAUGACUAAUCAGAAUGAACCUAGAACUAGCUGAGAAUAAUGUUCCACAAAUACUAAAAUUGGUACGUUGCAUCGGCUACUGAAACCGGUUAUAAUUAUAGACAAUUAUAAAUUGAGGAAAAAUAGUGAAUAUACACCUAUUUGUUGCCGCUAUUUAUAACAAUUUCAUCACUUGUCCCUGGUAUUUUUCAUUGCACGAAUCCUAUUAUAUUUUUUAAUAAUAUUGGUCUACUAUGAUGUUGGAGUAUACGACGUGAAUUAACUUCGUAUAUAUACCAGAGUAAACCCCUGUAUAAAUCCCUCCCCCCCGGGAAUAUUAAGGUACCAAUAUCCACACCCGGAAUUGGCCCAAUAUGAUUCCUAGGAAUCAUUGCAAAAUAUUUUUCCGGACACAACUGUGUUCAACUGUCUCUAACUUGUAACGCGCAAGUAAGUUUACGUUAUAUACUGAGUUGGUGGCAGACUGGUCGUCGAUAUUUAUUAUGAUUUUCAGUUUAGGGAUUAAUUUUGACAGAAACACAGGAGUGGGAACAGGCAUGUAUAUCGCUACAUAACUCAAAAACAAAU
Messenger RNA from Cyphomyrmex costatus, 1265 nucleotides. RefSeq names its product mitochondrial Rho GTPase 1-like. Bases 412 to 732 code for a protein of 106 amino acids. The record is from RefSeq and is a predicted model, not a curated record. Lineage: Eukaryota; Metazoa; Arthropoda; Insecta; Hymenoptera; Formicidae. The transcript is spliced from 5 exons.